AUGGAUGUCUUGUCAAAAAGAUUCGCUCUCUUCGGCUUUAUUGCUGGGUGGAGCAUCGCAACCUCUGCUGAGACUGGACCUACCUUCCAGCUUGCACUGGUACUCGUCUCAUGCAUAUACUUUCUCAACGACAAGAUGAAAGAACCUUGGCAGGGCGUCUGCUACAGGGCUUGGACUCUUUGCGAGUGGCUGGAUAGUAGGUUCGCUGGUAGUCCCAGUGAUCCCGACAUUUAUUUUGCCGCGUACUUGGUGUCUGGAGCUCCUUACUUCGCUAGUCGCUUAUGUAUUUUUAUUCCUGGGUUGCAUCCACUUGUGACGUUCCACCCGCUAAUGUCAAAGACAAACAAUUUUGUACAGGAGAUGUUAAUGUAA
Triticum turgidum subsp. durum (durum wheat) is the source of this 372-nucleotide messenger RNA. The record is from the annotation of a GenBank genome assembly. Lineage: Eukaryota; Viridiplantae; Streptophyta; Magnoliopsida; Poales; Poaceae.